AUGGUGUCCAUUCGAAUGACGAAGAGAUUGGAAAAUCUGACAUCAGAUAAAAUUUGCACGAUGGCUCCGGUCAGCCCGGACAGGGGAGGCAGAGGGGUCGGCAGGGAUACCUCGAUGGGGAAUAUCGUAACACGACAUUUUUACCGACUGGUUAGAGGAGGUUGGAGUUGCUUCGAGAAAGGGGGUACUGCGAAUCAAAAUAUCAAGAAGUUUUCAAGUUUGGCUGGGACAGGACUCCAAGUGGUAAAACACUUGGUUGGAGAGGUGAUACUCGAUACUAAGCCUACUGAUAACAGUGAGCCAUUCGAAUUUGAGAAUGAGCUGAGGGUUGAGCUUCCACAAGGUCUGCUAAUGGUCCCGGACAAGGGAGGCGGUGGGGGUCGGCAGUGGGGGGAGGCAGGAAGCAAGGCCGAGUGCAAGGACGUGGCCGAGACCGAUGGAGGGUACUGCGAGUCAAAACAUCAAGAAGUUUUCAAGUUUGGUUGGGACAUGACUCCAAGUGAGGUGAUACUCGAUACUAAGCCUAGUGAUAACGGUGAGCCAUUCGAAUUUGAGAAUGAGCUGAGGGCUGAGCUUCCGCAAGGUCCGGUAAUGGUGUCCAUUCGGAUGACGCAGAGAUUGACAAAUCUGACAUCGGAUAAAUUUUGCACGAUGGCCCCGGUCAGCCCGGACAGGGGAGGCAGAGGGGUCGGCAGGGGUGGGGGAAGGCAGAGGGGUGUGGGCGAGGCCGAGACCGAGGCCGAGGACGAG
Molecule: messenger RNA, 750 nt
Organism: Striga asiatica
Lineage: Eukaryota; Viridiplantae; Streptophyta; Magnoliopsida; Lamiales; Orobanchaceae
Source: the annotation of a GenBank genome assembly